AUGGAUUGGAAAAGUGCUCGCUACGAAAAGUCAGAUACUUCUCAGCAGAGUAUCGGUAGAAGACCGAGUCAGUCUGCUACACCAACACUGUCCGAGCGCAACGUAGCCAGCUGGGAACUACUACGCAACCAUUCCAACCAUCUAUCGAGCGUCUCUGCCUAUUCGCAAGGAGUACCUAGCAUCCCCGACGACAUCCUGGACGAUAUCCUCGAACCCAGUGCCUUCGCAGCUGAAAGAGAUAGUUGGCAAUCAUUUGACUCGCUGACAAGAGUUGAGAACGACCACCAUCCACUCGACCAUGACAUUCCCGUUGGCACUGAUCACGGAUGGAGCAAAACGUGGGCUGAGGAUUUAUGUGCCGAUUUCUCAUCGUUAGCACCAUUGCAUUUCAUUGACAGGUUUUCGGAAGGUCCACCGACGAAAGACCACCUUUCGGUCUUAUCAAAGCAGAUAUGGACGAAGUCACGACGAAGUUCCGAGAAUGCCGACUCUCAAAGCCAGGAUGACUCCGUCCCACCAUAUGCAGAUCCAGAUACUGCGCAGUUCAUUGAUGUCUUCUUCAACGGCUGUUAUGGUUAUUCUUCGUUCGUGACACGCCAAUACGUUGAAGAUACCCUAGCCGCAAUUGUCGCCUCACCCAACGCCGUCGAUCAAUGCGCCUACGCAUUGGUCAAUGGAGUUCUCGCGAUCGGAUGCCGCAAUGCAAUUCGCAAGGACUCUCCAAGAAGCAAUACCAUACACGCCAAGUCCAUUUAUUGGCCUUCCAGAUAUUUCUCAGGAGCACUGAAAUAUCGUGAAUACCUUACGAACGGACAACCGUCGUUCUUGAAACUUCAGGCGCUAACGGCACUCAUCCUCUAUUUGAGACAGCAUCGUAAUGUUUCAUUAAUGAGAUCGGUCUUGUCGCAAGCAAUCCAUAUGAUUCAAGAACUCAUCUCAAGGGUCCCAAAAAGCCCUUUCCUAACAGCAAUCGAUGGAAAUCAUCAGCAAGAGAUCCAACGACUUUUUUGGCUCCUCUACUCUAUCGAGAAGCCAUUCACGUUGAGAUUUGGCGGCCAUUCCAUGAUUGACGACGACCUUGUCGUCUUUCCUGCGCCUUCUAAGCGUCGAGACUCUAUGAUUCCUGCCAUCGAUCUCCGGUCAGGUUGGGAGGUCGUCAGCUACCGCUACGCUCGACUUUGUUCCGUCAUUGUCAAGACAAUAUACAGCCACGCAGCUUUAAGAAUGAGCCGAUCGGAAACUUUGGCAGCAAUCGAUCGCCUCUCCAAGAUGCUAGAGGCGUGGAGAAUGUCUAUACCGGUCGCAUACCGUCCAGACUGCAACCUUGAUCUCCCGGCGUGCCAGAAUCGGUCAUGGGACACCUGCAUUCAAUCAGAUAUCUUUCUGAAAUUUGCCGAGGCCUCCUUUGCUAUUCACCGAUGGGCAGUCAUCCAGCACAACGUAGUACAAGAUGCAACCGCUACGUACUCUUCGAGUCGCGAUCAGUGCAUUGAAUUGGCAAAAGGUGUACUUCAUUGGACGCACUACUUUCGUGUUGACGACCACGAGCUAGACUGGCACCGCAUAUUUCUACCGCUUCUUUCUGCCGCCACAAUUUUUAUCGCCAUUUGCAAACAAGAGGUGGGAAAGGACUGUCUGCCUUUCCUUGGCAUGGCUUGCGGUUACUUUGGUAGACUAAGUACCAGCGAAUGUGCAGCUCCCAAUCUAUUCGAAGAAAUCAGCGAGCUUUACUUGAUGGCUCACCGCAAGCUCAACGCCGGAGAAGCCACGGACCUGGCGGGCCAAUCCACUUGACAUCUCAUCUUUUUCCUCCACGGGCUAUUUCGAUUUUCCUCAAGAUGUGUCGGAUAGCAUUUUCAACACUCCCUCGCUUGAUAAAAGUUCUUUCGAUAAUUUCAAUUUCUUAGAUGCGGUUUGAAGAUUCAGAUGUACUGUCAAUCUCACUCACGCAUAUGCUACCC
This is a messenger RNA of Mytilinidion resinicola, 1961 nucleotides long. RefSeq lists its product as uncharacterized. Gene Ontology annotation, biological process: DNA-templated transcription. The record is from RefSeq and is a predicted model, not a curated record. Gene Ontology annotation, molecular function: zinc ion binding; DNA binding. The coding region runs from base 1 to 1794 and encodes 597 amino acids. The transcript has 5 exons. NCBI's taxonomy places the organism in Eukaryota, Fungi, Ascomycota, Dothideomycetes, Mytilinidiales, Mytilinidiaceae.